CACCACCACCACCACCAACACCAAAGCGACCAAGAAUGAAUUCAAACUCAGAAGCAACUCAGGAGAAAGAGGAUGCCCAGCAACAAGCGUGGGCAUGCCAGCAGGCUUCAAGCUAAGCGAGUACCUAGAGGGCUACCCUUCAGAGGUGAAAGUCAGGCGAGCCAUCUACAUCGGCGAGCGCUCCAAGCCUCUAGCGGCAGAAAGCUACGCGAUCGCGCUGUCAGAGCUGCGAGACAGCACUCGCAACGUCACCCUGUACGACGAGCUGCACCAGCGGCUGCAGCAGCUAGGCCAGGCGCCGGAGCGCGACGCAGUCUGGGCAGAGAAAACGCGCAACGAGAAUGUCUCGGUGGCAAGGGCGGUGGCGCAGGGGCAGAAGCGCGAGGCCAUGCGUGGGCAGAGGGAGCUGGCGCAGCACCUGAUGGCCUGCGGCGCAUGGGCGGAGGCCACAAGGGCGUGGCACGAUGCGCGCGAGUACUGCACGAGCGUCGACGAGCAGGCACAGCUGCACCUGGAGGCCGCGCAGAUUGCCGCGCUGGAGGAGCGGUGGGUGCAGAGAGCGCAGCUGGCGCUGGCCAAGGGCACGGCGGCGGCGGCGGCGCAGCAGCAGGCGGUCGACCUUCUGCAGCUGCAGGCCAGCGUGGGCGAAGGCCGGUGGCUGACGGUUGUGGCUGCGGUGGGCGGCGCCGGGGGCGGCGCGCUCUUGGCAGAGGGGCGCUGCGCUGUGGCUGCGCGCGACCUCGCGCUCUACGGCACCCUGGCCGGGCUCGUUGCGCUCAGCCGCGACGACAUCAAGCGCAGGCUGAUUGGCGGCGCGGAGUUCGGCAAGCUGUUCGACCAUAUGCCGGAGUGCCUGCGGCUGCUGCAGAGCUUCUUGCCUGCGCUGCUGGACGGCAUGCUUGCGGUGGCCGGGCUCGACCCGCUUUUGGGCAAGCACGUGGCGCAGCUGCGCGCCGCUAUCCGCGAGAACACCGUCGUCCUGUACACGCAGCCGUUCGCGUCGAGCAGCCUGGACACGAUGGCGCGCGCGCUGCGCUUUGAGUCGCGCGCAGCGCUUGAGGCCACGCUGGCCAGGCUGAUUGAGCGCAGGCUCAUUUCGGCACGCAUCGACGGCACAAAGGGCUUCCUGGUCAAGUGCGUGCCCAGCGCACGAGACGCCGCGCUUGAGUCCGUCGAGCGCAUGUACGCGACGUUCAGCCUGCAGGCCGAGCUGAUGCUGUCGCGCGUGCAGUUCCUCGAGGAGGAGUCUGCCUCGGGCAAAAGGAGCUGACGGCGGGGGCUGCGCUGCGGGGGUUCUUUCUUUCACCUUUAUUGAAAUGCUUUGGAAAUGACAAAUACUAAGCAGCAGGGGCGGGUUUACUCCUGGCCGAAAAACGUCCAUGGGAUUUCGAAAAACACAAACGGCGUGUACUCGCUGCUCAGGAUGCUCGAAAACUCGUGCAUGUCGAAAGCGCCGUCGGCGGCGGCGGCGGCGGCGGCGGCGGC
Kickxella alabastrina is the source of this 1485-nucleotide messenger RNA. RefSeq lists its product as uncharacterized. The record is from RefSeq and is a predicted model, not a curated record. Gene Ontology annotation, cellular component: COP9 signalosome. NCBI's taxonomy places the organism in Eukaryota, Fungi, Kickxellomycota, Kickxellomycetes, Kickxellales, Kickxellaceae. The transcript is spliced from 4 exons. The coding region runs from base 95 to 1270 and encodes 391 amino acids.